UGAUUCCCAUAAGCUCAUCAAAAAUAUAAAAGAUACCAACUUUAACCAGAACCGAACAAAAACCUCAUAAAAAUUCAUGGAAUACUUGUCUUAUAUCUAGCUUCUCCACUUGUUCACUUCCAAAACCCCUCAAAUCUUCCAUCAAUUUUCAAGAUUCAAAAACCAUUCAAUUCUCAACCCAAUUAACUACAUACCAUUUUCAAUGUUGCCUUUUAAAUCAAUCCAAGAGGCUGAAAUUGCCAUUGGAAGAUCUCUUAAUACUGCAGAAACUAUAUGGUUUAAUUACUCUGUUAACAAAUCUGAUUACUAUCUUUAUUGCCAUAACAUCCUUUUUCUUUUCCUAAUCUUCUCUUGUGUCCCACUUUAUUAUCUUUUCCUUGAAAUUUUCUUCAGAAAAACAGUUCAGUCUUAUAAAAUUCAACCAAAAGUCAAUCUUUCACUCACUGAUGUAUUUCGUUGUUAUAAGUCUGUUAUGCGUAUGUUCAUCCUUGUUGUUGGACCCCUUCAACUUGUUUCUUACCCUUCAGUUAAGAUGAUUGGGAUUAGAACAAGCUUGCCCUUGCCAUCGUUAUGGGAAAUUUUGUUGCAGUUGGGAACAUACUUUAUAGUGGAGGAUUAUUUUAACUAUUGGAUCCAUAGGUUCUUGCAUUGUAAAUGGGGUUAUGAAAAGAUUCACAAGGUUCACCAUGAAUACACAGCUCCAAUAGGCUAUGCUGCUCCAUAUGCACACUGGUUAGAGAUUUUGAUCCUCGGGAUCCCCUCAUUUAUGGGGCCCGCUAUUGCGCCAGGUCAUAUGAUUACAUUCUGGUUGUGGAUUGCCUUGAGACAGAUUGAGGCUAUUGAGACUCACAGUGGAUAUGACCUUCCAUGGACUCUCACAAAGUAUAUACCUUUUUAUGGUGGGCCGGAUUACCAUGACUACCAUCACUAUGUUGGGGGCCAAAGCCAGAGCAAUUUUGCUUCAGUUUUCACCUACUGCGAUUACAUAUAUGGAACUGAUAAGGGCUAUCGCUAUCAAAAGAAGGUCCUCCAGCAGUUAAAGGGAGCUUCAAAUGCCAAUGGAGGCUCAGGGAUAUUUGCACAAGAUUGCAAAGAUGACUAAGUCCAAGAUCUUCAGAGGCCUUUGGAAUAGUCUGGUAAAACUCUAUGAAGCAUCAUUUGUUUUAGGUUGACCAAAUCUGCUGUUCAAAAUGUGUUAAAGCAGUAGGUAGGAAGUUUUCUUCGUGGUGCUUAUGAGUAACUACCUCUAGAGUGGUGGUUCUUUGUUGUCUUUGGGCAGUACUUGGACACCAAACUUUGUUUUGUUUGCAGAUAGUGUUCAUGGAUCCUUUUAAGUUGUGAAAUGAAGUUCAGCUUGUAGCCUGA
Lycium ferocissimum is the source of this 1365-nucleotide messenger RNA. RefSeq names its product methylsterol monooxygenase 1-1-like. The coding region runs from base 203 to 1102 and encodes 299 amino acids. Gene Ontology annotation, molecular function: iron ion binding; C-4 methylsterol oxidase activity. Gene Ontology annotation, biological process: sterol biosynthetic process. The transcript is spliced from 5 exons. NCBI's taxonomy places the organism in Eukaryota, Viridiplantae, Streptophyta, Magnoliopsida, Solanales, Solanaceae. The record is from RefSeq and is a predicted model, not a curated record.